GAAUUUGAACAGCUAAAACUACAGGUGGAUAUGAAAUAGCCAGAAGAAGGGAGCUUGGACUCUAGGCUGGAUAAAAACAAAGCUCUUUCUUUCUACCUGUGAGUUUAUUCCUUACCCCUCCCACUAUUUCCUGUGAUAGUGAGGUAUGGAUAUAUUAAAAAGGAAGGUUUAGCGAAGCAGCAGAUAAAUUACUUCCUUGAUUUAGAGGGAGAUGAAGAAUUGCGAGUGGAGGGCCCUUGGGGUUCCAGCCUACUUUUGUGGAGUUCAGUCCUCUGGGGGCAUCUUAGAAGUGGGUCACCAGUCCAUUCCCAAGAACUUUUCUUAGAGGGAAUUGGCCCUUUAAAAAUAAAACCAACACUGUUUUACGAUGCUUCUGCUAGGCAUGGAAUCUUUUUCAAAAUGCCUUUAGCAGCAUCUAGGGGAGUGUUUUGCUUUUUUUUUUUUUUUUCUCCCUAAGGCAUGUUGGAUGGUUUAAAAAUAUUCCCUGCUUAGUUUCCUGCAGAGUAUCAUGUCCCCGCUGUGCAGUGGCCACAUGUGAGAGAUCCAGGCUGCCACUUGCAGCCGGAGGAAAGAGGCAUGUGAAACCAGCGAGGAAGCCCAGGAAAGCACCCACUGAAGGUCUCCUUUCCACUUGUGGUGUGAAGUAGGAGGCCAUGGGGCAGAAAGAUUCUGUUAGUUUCUUCCUGGACCUUUCUUCUGAGCAUGCAGUGAAAGAGCCCAAACUCAGGGGCUGGGAGGCCUUGUAGCAGACACAUCCCCAUGCUGGGCCUCGGUUUCCUCAUCUAUAAAAUGGGGAAUUUGAAGUAGAAGGUUCCCUCUGGUUCCAUUCAGCAGUAACGGUGUGUAAGGCUGUGAUUCCAUAGGCUCAAAGGCAACUCAGAACCACUGAAAAAGGGAGGCGCAACACAAGAAUUUCUCAUCCUGCUCUGUUGCUCAGUUUUUUCCUUAUUCUCCCUCGCAGUAUUCCAUUAUAAUAGAGGGAUUCCUUGUUCUCACUCCCCAGCAAAUCACUGGGGCUGCUGUUUCUGGAAAAAGGCUCUGGCACAAAGAGGUCCAGCUGGCUGCGUGGGGAGGCAGGGCAGUGCAAAGAGCACCGAACAGGGAGUCAGAAGACCUGGAACCAGCAAAACUGAAGGAGAGAAGAGACCAAGGGGAGCGUGUGGAGGUGCAGCGCCUCUGACUGCUUGGUGCUGUGGCUCAUGGCUGGGAACACCAGCUGGUAUUUAGAGGCCUUCUAACCUGACUUUUACAUCAGCAGGCCAAGCAGCCUCCAUCCCCUCCACCCACUGUCCCCAGAGUCACAGCCAAGCCCAGCCCAGCCCUUGAUUCACUGCUCUCUAGGGACAGCUCUGAACUUUCCACCUUCCUGCCAGGUUGCCCGGCGGCAGAGCUGUUUGGAGCCUGCUCCCCUGGCUGUCCCUCCAAGCCUUUUCCUCACUCAGCACCUGCCAGUGAGGAGUCCCAAUGACCACAGUCUGCAGAGCAGAGAGUACCAGGAGGGGAUUCUGUGGCUUCCAACCCAACACUCUCUGAGCAUCCUUCACCCACACAUGUGACGUUCACGGAGCCACAGCAGUCACAGAAUCAGGCUGCCCUGCUUUGUCUCUGCCUUGGAACUCCAGAGGUGUGCUUGCUGGGCUCCUGAAGCUGGUCACUGUUCUUGCAUCUUAACUGCCUCACUCCUGUCCCCUCUCCUAGUACUGCCUAAGGUCUGAGAACAUUAGAACUGAAAGAGGUCUCUUCCAUUACCAGCCUCCUUCUUUGGCAAAUAAGGAGAACAAGGACUAGAGAAGGGCAUGACUCGUAGGAGAUGACACAGUGAGUCAGGGCUGAUUGAGUUGGGAGAGCACCCUGCCCUGCUCACUCAUACCGAGGGCUCUUCUAAUGUCCAUCCCCCGGCUGGAUUUUCCUAGCCUCCAUCUCUCCCUGAGUCUCCCUGAUUCUUCCACUUGAGUGUCUCUACAAUUCCAUUUUUUGGUAUUGACUCCCACCUGCCCACCUGCUCUUCAUCGUUUACACUGGCUGUUCGUGGGGCACAGGCAGUGGAGGGCGCUGCCACAGUGCCGCCUGGUCUCUCAGGUACUGGCUGACCCCACCUCUUAGGACAGGGGACCUGUCUAUGUGGAUCAAUCAGGACAGGAACUGGAUGACCUGCCGUUUUCAGGGACAGGGAGACCCAAGGCCAAAGCUCUGCCCCCGUCCUAGGGAAGGACUCACUUACUGGGGAUUCCAGUAGCUCUCUGUGUGAACAAACUCCCAUAAGCACCAACCUGGGCUCAAGGGUUGAGCUGGACAAAGGGGAGAGAUGACCAUUUUCCUGGAAAGCUUCAGGGUUCCUGGAAAGGAAGCUGACUUCCUUACUAUUGUUGGAAGCUGCUGGCUCCUGGUGAUGCCAGCUUGAUGCACUUUGAGAAUAAAUUGUUUCUGAUAUAUUAGUAAAUAAUGGGCAAGUAAAAUUUAGUAUUCAACAGUCCACUGAGAGUCAGGAGGUCGCAGAAUGAGAGGUAUUGAAAAAAUCACAGAGGGACCUUAGAGUUUAUCUAAUUGAGGGGUAGGGCCGAAGGAAGAACCUGGGCAUUUGGAGUCACAUUUGGCUAGGAUUUUAGCUGUGUGAUCUUGGGGAAAUUAUUUAAUGUCUCUUACACUCAGUUUCUUCAUCUGCCAAAGAUGCUAAUAAAUAUCUUCCUCAUAAGGUUUUAUGAGGAUUAAAUAUUUUAAAUGGCUAUCAAAUAGAAAGGCUUCCUACAACAUAUAAUUCCAAGGAGGUAUUGCUGGUUUUUUAUGACCACAGAUUUUUUUUUUCUAGGACUCCUUCUGCUGUCCUCUAAGCUGGAAGUCAGAAACUCUGGACUUGCUUCUUGGCUUUGCCACUAACUUGCCAUGCUAUCAGAACUGGGCAAGUCACAGACUCCCCAGAUGUUCUAACUUAGAGAUGGAAGAGCCUCUACACUUUUGUUUCACAUGUGAGCAAAGUGAGGCUCAGGGAGGGGAAAUAUCUUGUCUAGGAUCACAAAGAAACAGCUGGAACCAGAAAAGAGCCUCUCUUCAUGAAAUGAUAACAUUGCAUUUUCACAGGGGAUUUCCCGAAUCUUACUCCAACCUGGCAACUCCAUGAUUCAGAACCUCAGGAGAGGACAGAGGUGGCUAGGGAUCAAGAUGUCCCUUACCCUCAGAUCACAGAGUAGACAACCCCCUCUUUCUCUUCCAAGUAGAACUGAGCCUGCUUCAAACCUCUUAUUGUGAGUGUGCCUUCUGCUUGGUGAUCAGAUUCAAAAGUGCUGCAGCUUCUCAGAAGAGAGGCAUCCCAUGAGGCAUACAUUUUAUAAUAUGGAGCCAUGUGGAGUCCAACUCCAGGCCCAAAAUCUUGAGUUAAGGACACAUUAGGAGGCAGGCUGGACUUGAAACAGGAAUGAGAGUGGCUUAAUUUGAUUGGGCCCUACACCUCCCUGAUUCUCCAGACUUGACCCAGGAGGUCUGGAUGCCUUGUGAGAUAACUAAUUUAUAGACAAAUUCCUAUACUUUCCAUUGUCUGUGUUUUUCCCGUCUCUGACAGUUACCCUCCUUUACCUGUGCCACAUGAGGGUCCUUGCUGUGUCACUAACCAGCCUGAAGCACUAUCAGAUUCUGCAUCAAGUUGGCUAGUUGGAUCAUGUCUGAGAGGAGUUUUUACUGGAAAUGUCAGAAAAGAAAACAAGGAACUAAUAUUAUUGAGUGCCUAUAUGCCAGAUACUGUUCUAGGUGACUCCACAUGUCCACACAUUACGUUAUCCCCAUGAAUAAACAUUCCUAUUUGUUAGAUGAGUUAGAAAUUGGGAGGAUAAGUGACUUGCCUAGGGUUACACUACUAGAGAGUGAUGCAAGCAGGGUCCUAGCCCUACUAGUCCUUAGAGACCGGAAGUUCCUCCGCCUAAUAAUUGCUGUUUCUGUUGUUCUUGUUAUGAUUUCACAUCAAUGGAACACCAGAGCCUGCUGUUUGGCCAGCCAAGAACCGGGCAGUAGACACUGCUGCAGCCAAGAACACUUGCUGGCUAAAAAAGGAAAUAACUUUCUAUAUGUGAAUUCUGGCCAAAUGAUGGCAGAGGCCGAAGAGUCUGGGAAUCCUGACCACUGUGGGCUGAGGGCCCCAAUGUAAUAAUUAAUUCUAGGAACAGCAUAUGUAAGAGAUGGCCAGCCAGUAAGGCAGAAGCUAAAAGGAAAAACGCUGGGUCUCUUCUGAGGCAAGGUAAAGUGGGAAAAAUAGAUGAUGAUAACUCUGAGAGUUAAGAGACUGGAGUUCUGGGCACGGGUUUAUCAUCAUCUAUCAGUCCUAGUCCUUGGUUUUCUUUCUCUUGUCAGAGACGUAGAGAGGAUGUGGGCUUUAGAGUUAGGCUAGCUGGAUUCAAACCCUUUAUGCAGCAUUUGCCAGUUGUGGCACUUAGUACAAGUACUUAGCCUCUGAGCCUCAGUUUUUUCAUCAGUGAAAUGGGGCAAUCCUACUUUCCUUGCAGGGUUAAUGGGAGGGUUAGAAAGUACAGUUAUAAAGGGCUUCACACAUGGGAAAUACUCAAGUUAGUGUUGUUAUCACUAUUACUUUACUUCCUUGGACUCUUGUCAUCUUGUUUAAAAAUAAGGAGUUGAGUUUGAUUGAUCUCUACAUUCCGUUCAGCUCUACUGCACUAUAAAUCUAUGACAAAUGGGGAAAAUAAUAAAGAAAUGUGGGUAUUAUAAUAUAAUUUUCAUUAGUAAUUAAUUGCAUGGGUACUAAGUUACCCCCUUGGAGCAAUUAAUAAGGACCUACCAAUAUUUUGUUGACAUUUAAUAUCUCCAUUUACUACUCCUUUUCAUUCACUUUUCAUAUUUUUUCUUCCAACAGUUUAAGAAAAUUAUUUAUCCUAGCACGAAUCUCUUUCUGCACUUUACUCCCUUCUACUUCCUUGGCUUUGAAACAACUGUCUGCCAGCAGGGUGUCUCUGAGUGGACCCAUCUGUUCUUGCCAGAAUAAAAUAAUUAAAUUUAAAAAGGAAUUAAUUAUCUGCCAUUGGUGCCACUGGCCAGAGUAGGAGGAAGACUGAAGUGAGUACUUCAUCUCACUCAUCUCUUCUCCUCUCUUAUCUCUAUCUUCCUUUCCCCUCUACAAUGAACAAGGUUCAGGGAUGCUGGCCCUCAGUGGACUUCUAAUUCUGAGGAAGGUGCCCACACUGCCCAGCUCAGUAGCUACAGUUACAUCACAUGCCUGAUCAUUUCUCCUGAGGCUGAAGUAGUUACCCCAAAUGUAAAUCAGGAAAAGAAUGAAAAUCCUAAAUGUAAGAAUUAGCACCAGUCACUUACUAUCAACUCCCUAUCCGAACAAUGAUCUCAACGAACAUUCCUGCUUCAAUCAUCUUAUAUAAAAGUGGCCAGCCUUUGACUGGUUAGGAUUUUCCAAAGAAGGAACUUCAAGUGAUUUAGAUAGAGUUUAGCACAGUUGUCAAGGCAGGGACACUGCUGUCAGAUGAGCUGGGAGCUCUUACUAGCAGUGUGAUCUUGCUCAAGUUACCCUCUCUGAGCCCUGUAACAAAAGAUGAGAGGCCAGCCAUGGUGGCUCAUGCCUGUAAUCCCAGCACUUUGGGAGGCUGAAGUGGGUAGAUCGCCUGAGCCCAAGAGUUUGAGACCAGCCUGGGCAACAGGACAAAACCCCAUCUCUAAAAAAAAAUACAAAAAAUUAGCUGGGUAUGGUGGUGCACGCCUGUGGUCCUGGCUACUUGAGAGGCUGAGGUGGGAGGAUCACCUGAGUUCAGGAGGUCAAGGUUCCAGUGAGCUGUGAUUGUGUCACUGCACUCCAGCCUGGGUGACAAAGUGAGACCCUGUCUCAAGAAAAAAAAAAAAAAAAAGAAUAGUCCCCACUUCCUCAGGCUGUUGUGAGAAUCAAAUGAAAACAGAUAUGGAAAGACACUUAUAGAGUGUCUGGCACAUAGAAAGGUGUCAGUGAGUGUUAUUUUAUUUCCAUUAUUAUUAUUAUCACCUAGAUCCAAAUUCUUUUUUUGUGUAUGUAACUGGGUAAACUAGAAGACGUAGUUGGGAAUAUCAAAGGAUAACAAAGAUUACUGAAGUAGCUGAGGAUCAAGACCACUUUCUCAUGUAAUUCUCCCUACAUAUCCAUUUUAAGGAGAAAUUAUUGGGGUGAGAGGAAAUCAGAAAACAUGUACACAAAUUAAUAAGGUACAAAAGAGUUCUGACAUAAAGGUUAUGCUUGGUGCUUUGCUUUAUAAAGCUACCUUGAUGUCUGACAUGGCAGAGGAGCUCGAUAAGCACUUUCUGAACUAAACUGCACUGAUAUGAUACUAUUUCUCAGGCAGCCUUUCAGUGAGGCCCUUUGGGUCCUUUCACAACAGAAUUUUCUUAAUUGGGAAGCAAAUGAACUCUGCCCUGCACCACAUUCCACUGUAUGGUGAGUGGAAUUAUAGCAUGGGCCCAGGGGGUUGUUAUUAUUACUAUGAAUAACAACCUUUAUGGAGAACCAGAGAUCUGUUAGAUACUGUCCAGAACAUGUGUCGUUGUCCAGAAUUAGACUCAGACUCUGUGGAGUGGUCUUGUCAUCUAAUUUUGACAAGCUUGGAUAAGUUCCCCAGUACUAUGAGGGGAGGAGGCAGUGAGAGAGUAGUCCAUAGUGAUGGAAUUUCUGCUUGAGACACAUUCAUUCCUGCUGAGAGAACGGCUCUGUCACAGGUAGAAGAAACACUCAGUGGCUUCCAUCUCCCUGGUGUUCUGGUCACCAUCGUCAUUGGGCAGGUGUCCCUAUGCCAGCUUCCCAGGCAGGCCCCUCCACUGACAUGCAGCAUGGCCCCAACGUGUUGCUUGGCCUCUGUGUGCAUUCUCAUCCUUUUCUUCAGCAACUGGUAAAUAAUUGCCUUGAUCAAUUUGGCAUUAGGUGUUUUGAGAGACCUAAAUGCUAUCAAUUCAUCCAUCGUUGUUUUUAUAAAGUACAUACCACACUGUGCAGGGUGUGGUAUUGAGCACUAAGGGGUCUGGGGUGGAGGGAAUUUCAGGAGGAUAAUACAAUGAUGAACAGAAAAGCAGUUUGUCUUCAAAGAGCUCAGGGUUGAGUGGGAGAGAGAAUACAUGGCCUGUAGAGCAACUAAUUCUCAGGUGUGUGAGACCUCCAAGGCUUUACGGUUCAGCCCAAGGCCUAGCUGCUGACUUGGGGGACACAGAAAUUAUUGUAAAAUACUAUAUUAGAAAGGCUAUUAUGUGUGACUCCACAGGACAGAACUGGAAUCAAGAGAAAGAAGAGAAUUUUCAAGGCAUCCCUAUGGUAGCGCCUCACUCACUAGCAAUAUGCCUUCUUAAGCAGGAGAGACGAGGGUGCAGUCACAGCAAGUGUGCUGGGAGGUACCUGUCAUCUGCAGCCUACCUAGUUGAUGCUGCAGCCACUACUAAAAGACUGCUACAAGCAUGGACAUUACUAAUUGUGCAGUCCUUUACAUCCCCAACCCCAUUUGGAGGCUUCAGAUUAGGCCCUCAGGAGCAAAUAAUGGACUAAGCAUGGCCUAUCAUGUGGGUUGAGAAUGACUCCAAACUCCUAGGCAUGGCUGUUAAAGCCCUCCACAAUCUGCUCCUGCCUGCUAUGCAGACUCUCCUUCCAUGCUCUGCUCAUUGUACUCUAAAACCAUGCUGGUUUUCAUUUCAAUGAAUUUGUUCAUGCAGUCUUGCCUUUGUCUGAAAUCCCCUCAUCUCUUCUGCAACUCCUCCACCCACUCCACACCCCUACAGACAUCACAUACCCCUAACUCCUACACCAGAGUUAUCUCCACUGGGAAGUCCUCUCGAAGGUCUAAGAAUUGAUGAGCUCCACUCUUGGAGGGGAGAUGGAAUGAAACUUUCUGGCAUGCACCAGACUUGAACAGAAACUCUGGAAUGAAGCCCUGGUUCUUCCCCCAUUAAUUGUUUAUUUGAACGAAUCACUUUUAUAUGUUUCCUCCUCUGCAAAACACAGGCAAUAACAAUCACCCCACAGAGUGGUUAUGAGGAUUCAUUCAUUCAACAAUAAAAAUUGAAUGUCUAUAACAUUCUGAAGGUAUUCGGUCUUGAACAGAACAAAUAUGAUCCUGCUCUCUUGGAACCAACAAGAGAAUGUAGAAGCACAUUUUGAACAGUGGAAUUCCUUGGACAGCAGUGAAGGAGUCAGCAGUCAAGCCUCUUGGCAGACUAGACCAAAGGGUCACAUUCUUUGCCUGGAACUAUUUUUAUACUUCCUUGGGGACUUGCAAGGAAUGAGUGACAGAGUGAGAAGAUCAAGGGAGAAGUCUUCAGGGACUGAGUGUGGAAAACUUGCCCCAAAUCCUGGAAGAAUAUGACAUUUGUUUCUUUUUUUUUCUAUUUCCAUUUUCCUCUCAUUUCCUCCCCUUCUGCUCUUGCUCCCAUUUCUUUUCUCCUUUGUAAUGCACCUUUCUCUACUUUCUACUUUCUCUUUUUCCCUCCUUCUUGUACUCUCAUCCUUCCCCACCGCUCUUGUUGCUAGUAAUGGCUACCUUUUAUUCAGUUCUUAUUUGCUGAACACUGUGUUAAGUGCUUUGCACGCAUCAUCUCAUAGCACUCUAUGAGUUAAUAGUAUGUCCAUUUUGCAGGUGAGGAAAGUGGAACACAGAUUGAAUCAUUUAUCUAAGCCCAGCAGAUGGUAAUAGAAAUUUGUCAAACCUCAGUAAGCUAACUCCUGCAUCUGUCUUUUCUUAACCCUACAUGGUCUUUUUCUCCAUUUCCAACUCUCCCUUGUCUUUCCCUUUUCUUCUCUUCUUUUUAUGCCUCCCCUUCUCUCCCUCCCUCUUUUUCUCAGACAUUUACCAUAGUUCAGUCACUGCACGUGUGUGGCUGACCCUGAAGGUGCUGAACACUGUACAUGUGCCCAGAAGAGAGGACAGACAAUUCAAACUCCUAUCUAAUCAGCCAUUUUCCUUUUGAGCACAUGCUUCACAAUUUUCCACAUUUGGAGGCUGAAAGAGGGGGCGCUUCGCCACCUAAGGACAUGGGGCAGAUGUCUGAUCACAAAUGACAGGAAAGGCCUCAAGACCUGGAUGGGUCUUUGAUAUAGAGAGGAGCAGAGAUAAGAUGCUUUCCGCUCACUCAGGAACUCCCUCAUUCCCAGGGACACUGUAUACUCUCAAGUUUGGGGACCUGGGGUCUGAGAGAAUACAGGGCCAGGAGGUUGGUCCCUGUCAAGGCAACAAUCAACUCAAGAGCUGAGGAAGCCUGGACUAUGAAAUGCACCACCCUGACCCCAUCUUUCCCCAUAAGCAUGAAGAAUGUUCAGACAGAAACCAGGAGCACGUUGGCAGCAAAGAUAUGACGGUCAAAGUUUGAAUUUGACAAACCUCUAAGGACCCACCCAAAUCUGAGGUUUAUGAUUCUAAGAAAGGAAUAUUUAUGCUCCAUUCCCUCCGAGACGUUUGUCAUCCUGUUGGUUAGGAAUGGUUAGAGGCUUAAACUGUAAGAACAUUCGUUAUUCACUAAGUAAGAAUUCUGGAGGUAGGGAGCCUCAAGAGUUGCUUCAGAGGCCUCAGGGCACUGGUUGACAUUUCUGAGAUUCUCUGGACAGCUUUAGACAUCUUGGUUCAUACAACUCUGUCCACAGGCAGGAAGCGGUGGGGCUAAGUGAGGCUCACUCCUAUUCACCGGGGGAUGGGAGCACUGUGAGUAGUCUCCCUCCUGUUCACCAGGGGAUGGGAGCACUGUGAGUGAGGUUCCCUCUUGUUCACAGGGGGAUGGGAGCACUGUGAGUGAGGCUCUCUCCAUUUACUGGGGGGUAGAAAAACCUUUUCUGGAGCAUUCCCUCUACUUUAGAUUCUCCCCAUACCUCACCUACCAGAACUAACUGCAGAGGAGAUUAAGAAAGUGAUACCUGGCUUUUUCACCCUGCCAAUGGGAGGCAGGCAAGAAACAGGGAAUUGGUUUUCUAUUGGGUAGGAAACAACAGUGCCUGUCAGCCCCUCCUUCAUUCACUCAACUAAGAUGUAUUAAACACCUACUCUGGGCCAGGCUCUGGUGAUACAGAAGAAAAGACAGUCUCCAUUUUCAAACAGUCCCUCCUGGGAGAACACAGACAGGCAGAGGAUUACAACACAAGGCUGCAAGCACUGGGAGACGAAAGUUUUGGCAUCUGUUCCCUGGCUGUGCCAAGAUGGGCGAUUGGAGCUUCCUGGGAAAUUUCCUGGAGGAAGUACACAAGCACUCGACCGUGGUAGGCAAGGUCUGGCUCACUGUCCUCUUCAUAUUCCGUAUGCUCGUGCUGGGCACAGCUGCUGAGUCUUCCUGGGGGGAUGAGCAGGCUGAUUUCCGGUGUGAUACGAUUCAGCCUGGCUGCCAGAAUGUCUGCUACGACCAGGCUUUCCCCAUCUCCCACAUUCGCUACUGGGUGCUGCAGAUCAUCUUCGUCUCCACGCCCUCUCUGGUGUACAUGGGCCACGCCAUGCACACUGUGCGCAUGCAGGAGAAGCGCAAGCUACGGGAGGCCGAGAGGGCCAAAGAGGUCCGGGGCUCUGGCUCUUACGAGUACCCGGUGGCAGAGAAGGCAGAACUGUCCUGCUGGGAGGAAGGGAAUGGAAGGAUUGCCCUCCAGGGCACUCUGCUCAACACCUAUGUGUGCAGCAUCCUGAUCCGCACCACCAUGGAGGUGGGCUUCAUUGUGGGCCAGUACUUCAUCUACGGAAUCUUCCUGACCACCCUGCACGUCUGCCGCAGGAGUCCCUGUCCCCACCCGGUCAACUGUUACGUAUCCCGGCCCACAGAGAAGAAUGUCUUCAUUGUCUUUAUGCUGGCUGUGGCUGCACUGUCCCUCCUCCUUAGCCUGGCUGAACUCUACCACCUGGGCUGGAAGAAGAUCAGACAGCGAUUUGUCAAACCGCGGCAGCACAUGGCUAAGUGCCAGCUUUCUGGCCCCUCUGUGGGCAUAGUCCAGAGCUGCACACCACCCCCCGACUUUAAUCAGUGCCUGGAGAAUGGCCCUGGGGGAAAAUUCUUCAAUCCCUUCAGCAAUAAUAUGGCCUCCCAACAAAACACAGACAACCUAGCCACUGAGCAAGUACGAGGUCAGGAGCAGACUCCUGGGGAAGGUUUCAUCCAGGUUCGUUAUGGCCAGAAGCCUGAGGUGCCCAAUGGAGCCUCACCAGGUCACCACCUUCCCCAUGGCUAUCAUAGUGACAAGCGACGUCUUAGUAAGGCCAGCAGCAAGGCAAGGUCAGAUGACCUAUCAGUGUGACGCUCCUUUAUGGGAGGAUCAGGACCAGGACCAGGUGGGAACAAAGGAGGCUCAGAGAGGAAAGACGUGUCCCUUCUGAACUGAUGCUUUCUCACUGUCAUCACUGCUUGGCUCCUUUGAGCCCCGGGUCUCAAUGACGUUGCUCAUUAAUUCUAGAAACUAUAACCAGGGCUCUGGGAUAGUAAGAGAGGUGACAACCCACCCAGACUGCAGUUCCCUCCCCACCCUCUACCCAGUAUACGAAGCCUUUCAGAUUACUCAUGAAACAGGGUAGAGGGAAAGAAGGGAAGCAUGGCAAAAGCUGGCCUGGAAGGGAUAGCCAGAGGGAUAGAAUGACUCUCUCUCUACAUACCAGCAGCAUACCAAAUGCGUUCUCUAAGUUCCUACCUCCUUGACCUGAUCACCCUCCCUCCUCCAAGGAAGAGCUCAAAGUUCCCAGCCAAUAGACAGCAUGAAUCAAGGAACUUGCAUUAUAUGUGCUCUUGAAUCUGUUGUCUCCAUGGACCAUUCCUCGGAGUAGUGGUGAGAUGGCCUUGGGUUGCCCUUGGCUUCUCCUCCCUCUACUCAGCCUUAAAAAGGGCUUCUUGGAACUUUACCAGCAGCCUCAACUUUACAAAUGCCUUGGUAUGUACCUCUGGCAAAUGCCCCACCUUUCCUUCUGCUAGGGUGUACACCUAGCCUGUGCAGGUGUCAGCUCUGCUAGGGAGUCACUGUACACACAAACUCUACUGGAAUUCCUGCCAACAUCUGUCACCCUGCAGCUCCUUUACAGUUCAAUCCAAUGAUAGAAACCAUCCCUUCCCUUUCUCCCUUGGCUGUUCACCCAGCUAUUCCCUGAAGGCCUUAUCAACAGGAAUAUCCAAGAAGCUGUUGUCCUCUCUCGAACCCUGACCAGAUCAUCAGCCACUGAGGCCAGUGGAAUUUCCCCAGGCCUUGUUAAAACAAAGAAAGCAUUGUACUUCUCGGAUUCCCCUUGUGGAAAAAAAAAUUCUGCUGUGAAGAUGAAAAUUAAAAUGGAGAGAAAACACUGGAAAACUAUUUUCCCCUCCUAUUUACUUCCUUUGCUGACUGCCAACUUAGUGCCAAGAGGAGGUGUGAUGACAGCUAUGGAGGCCCCCAGAUCUCUCUCUCCUGGAGGCUUUAGCAGGGGCAUGGAAAUAGUAGGGGAAUCUCCAGCUCUCUUGGCAGCGCCUUUAUUUAAAGAGCACAGAGAUUCCUGUGUCUCCCUAGUGCCCCUAAUGAGACUGCCAAGUGGGGGCUGUAGAAAUCCUUGCCUUCCCCAGGGACUGGCCUGGUUUCUGUAUUCACUGGAUCCAUAAUGGGUUGCUGUUGUUUUGGAUGAAGGUAAACGUUGCUUGGAAUUGGAUACUGAGACUUAUAGAGAGAUAAUUACAUUAUUAAAAUGCACGUGUGUGUGUGUGUGGGGGUGCUGAUAGAAUGGGUAAAGGCUAGGGGAGUCCUGAAAUAAGGAAAGGAAACCACAGAGAAACUUGUGUCUUCCUGCUCUCCUCUCCAGCUGCCUGGCAGUUAUUAACCUAAACAGAUAGGCACAAGAGGUUGGGACAGAGGAGGGUAAAGGCUCAGAAGGAGGUUUAACCUCUGACUCACCUGCCCAUCUCUGGGCCCUCAGCUGACACUCGGAUGCUAUUGUUGGGUGGAAAGAAAAAUGAGAGUGGAGAGGUGGAGGAAAGUGACUAGGAUGCCAUUUAGGAAGGAAUGUCUGAUCAUCCCGGGUCCCUGGAGGGGACACAUUUUAAUCUAUUGCCUAGCAUUAAUAUUUUCUCUCCUUCUAUCUCUGAAAUGUUUUAUGAAAUGAGUGUUCUUGAAUUAGAAAUUCUGUGGGAUCAAUCUUUGAUGGUGAGGGUUUUAGAAAGGAAAAAUAUGGUAAAAUGUGUAAUUUGUCUUAAUAAAAUCUAUCUCUACAUCUA
Messenger RNA from Pan troglodytes (chimpanzee), 13134 nucleotides. RefSeq names its product gap junction protein alpha 5 (gene GJA5). Gene Ontology annotation, molecular function: gap junction channel activity involved in atrial cardiac muscle cell-AV node cell electrical coupling. Lineage: Eukaryota; Metazoa; Chordata; Mammalia; Primates; Hominidae. Gene Ontology annotation, biological process: heart development; atrial cardiac muscle cell to AV node cell communication by electrical coupling; cell-cell signaling. Bases 10130 to 11206 code for a protein of 358 amino acids. The record is from RefSeq and is a predicted model, not a curated record. The transcript has 3 exons. Gene Ontology annotation, cellular component: connexin complex.